Messenger RNA from Cyclospora cayetanensis, 897 nucleotides. RefSeq names its product androgen receptor. The coding region runs from base 1 to 897 and encodes 298 amino acids. The transcript is spliced from 6 exons. NCBI's taxonomy places the organism in Eukaryota, Apicomplexa, Conoidasida, Eucoccidiorida, Eimeriidae. The record is from RefSeq and is a predicted model, not a curated record.
AUGCAGACGGGUGAGAGCCGUGUCGACUGGGGCAUUAGAAACCCCAGUCAGCGCGGAUCGAGAGAGGAGACUUGGCCGUCUUACCCCCUCUCGGAUGCUCCCCACGAUGCAUACACCUUGCAGCCAGAUGAUUCGUGGGAUUCCUCCUUUGGGGGCCCCCCACAGGAAGAGCCACCCGUUUCUGUGGGCCGAGCCAUAAGGGCCACUGGCACUUCUGAAUGGGGCGGCGCUUUAAUCCGCCGGCUGUGUAAGGGGGGCCCCUCCGUCGAGGCCUCCUCUGCGGAGGUUUCGAGACUACGGGCUGGAGAAAGCAGUGAAGACGCAUGCAGGCCCCAGCCAAGCAGCCAGGGGACAGGCGAAUCGGCGGCAGCAGGAAGUCGGCCUCCAGCAGGACCAGCGACACACGCAGCAAGUGCAGCAGCAGCUGCUGCACUUGCUGCAGAGAAGCGAACGUGCCUUACAGCACGAAGCACACCCACUAGAGGCCGUGGACGAGAAGGGGCUCUACUGCAAUGCCAGCAGCAGCAACAACAGCAGGAGGCACGACAACAGCAACAGCAACAGCAACAGCAAGAGGGGCCCCCCACUGCAAGGCCUUCUGACGCUGAAGGAAGCCAUGAAGCCGCCUCAGGAUUUCAUUGCAAAGCAGAAGACGGAACCUUUAGCGCUGAGGCAAAGACUGACUGUGGUUCUGAGUGCGAUGCUGCAGCCUCGAACCCACCUGGAAGCAGGGGACUUUGUGCUCUGCGACGUCACUCUAGGAUACGGCCGGGAGUGCACAAAGGCACAUGCAGGGCCUUAGCCAAGGCGCGCAUAAAGGGGACCGGGAGCAUUGCAAGAAGGGCAAUGCAUGCGACGCGAGUUAAAGGCGCCCAUGUGGCCUGCGCGACGGACUAG